Molecule: messenger RNA, 600 nt
Organism: Soboliphyme baturini
Lineage: Eukaryota; Metazoa; Nematoda; Enoplea; Dioctophymatida; Soboliphymatidae
Source: the annotation of a GenBank genome assembly
AUGGGUGCGCAUAAAAUGGACAUGUCCGAGACGGAGACGGAAGUGGAUAGAGCAGGUACGGCGACAGAUGCGACGUCAACGCUGACCGACGAUCGGCCGUUGGCCGGAGGCGGCAACGACCAGCAGAUCAGUGGAAGUGGUAAAGGUGGCGAAUGCUGUGCUACGUCCCUGUCGGACAGAACGGACGCGCAGAACACGCAUGCGGCGAAGGCGAAGAAAGACACGCACAAGGCGAGCAGCAAGAACUCGGCGAACAUCUGCCGAGGUCUACGACCUGAUCCAGUACAGUCAUACAAGACUCGUUCCGAGGUCGCCGCGGAACACGCACUCGAAAAACACCUGCAUCACCGACGUAGUGUCGAACAUCAGCUAUGGGCUACCGUAAACGGAGACCUUCGUAGGGCACAUCUGACUAUGGCGGGCGAAAGCGACGUGACAACGAUGAAGAGGAAGGGAGCGAAAUCGAUACCCGACAAGACAUCAGCGGCUCGUAAUCCGCUUUAUCCGAUUACCGGCUCGGAAACGUCACGACGUCACAAACGCCGUGCUAAAGGUCUUCAUCAAUUUUCCUCAUGCGGCUGCAACAACCUCGCUCUUUAA